Messenger RNA from Paramecium sonneborni, 263 nucleotides. Lineage: Eukaryota; Ciliophora; Oligohymenophorea; Peniculida; Parameciidae. The record is from the annotation of a GenBank genome assembly.
AUGGAAGAACAUAAACCUAUUGAGAGAGAACUCAAUGAAGAGAAAAGAUAAAAAUAUCAUAGAGCAGGAUUUAUUGGACAUCAAGUUCAAAAGAGGUAAUCUAAAAUUUAAUUCUAGACUAUUAGCAUCUAAUAUAUUAAUUGUCAAUAUGACAGGUAGUAACACUGAACUAGCUAAAAAUUUAAUAUGAUAUUAUUAGGAGAAAAAGUACUCUAUUUAUUGGCUAUUUUUUUAGAGAGGUAAAAUUGCUUAAGAAGAACUCA